ACAUGCGAUCAGCUGAUGGUCCAAAAUGAUUCUUUAUUUUUAUUUCUGUUAAGUAACACUGAAGAGCCAAAACUUUUCGGUGAACUUAAGCAAAUCACUUUACAUAUGCGUUGUCGUCGUACGAUGAGCCACCAUAUGCACCGCCAUCUUGGUGACGUCACGUCCGCAGUCAUAUUGCGAAUAGGUUAUGCUUCCAAUUACAAAAUGACUGAGUCCGACGAAAUAUCAAAUAAACCAAUACUUUAUGAACUAUUGGAAUAUUUUAUUCGAAAGCAAGAACCGGAAUUAAUAAAAUGCAAAAAUGAUGUCGUAAUUUUACCUACAACUGGCACAAUAAAAAAUGCACUCAGGUAUCUUAAUAACAGGUAUUCUUUACCGGAAAGUAUAUCACAACAAAUCAGUCUCACGUUACCAUGGAAAUUGGCAAUCGGAGAUUCUGGACGUGUACUUUCUCUUUUGCAAGAAAAUGUGAUAGAAAUUAGGAAGGCAAAAGAUGAAUAUUCUUCAAUCGUUGGAAAAGCUUCUGUACCAAAGGAUGCUUUUCCACAAUGGAGAAAAUUGGCUUGGAGUCCAGAUGGAACACUGUUAGUAUUAGCAUCAAGCAAUGGCUAUACUUCUUUUUACAAUGGAUUGGGAAAUAAUGUUUUUAAUAUUAGUCCUAAGACUGUGUCCCAAAACCCCCAUAUUUUGGAAGCUGGUGAUGCAAUUGCGUCUAUGAUCUUCCUUAAACCAAAAACAAAAACAGAGAAAUGGUCUUAUGAAUUUUUGUUAAUCACAUACAGUGGUUUAGUCAGAUCAUAUUAUGUGUCAGCUGUUAAUGGGUUUGAAGCCAACUAUGAAUUUUCUUUUGGCACCUUUUACAAGAAUGGUGUAAAUUCUGUUGUUUAUGACGAAAAACAUGAUUUGUUUUAUGUUGCUGGGAAUACGUUCACCCAAAAAGUAAUGUCAUCAGCCUCAGAUAGCGGACUGACAUCAUGGAGACCACUAAAUGAAUAUCCGUACUGCAAAUUGUCUUUCACUUUCGACGAUGAUUCGAAAAACAAGCCAGUAUUUUCCAUAUGGAAUAUUAUUCCAACACUAACUUCGAUACCGGAAUCAAUCAUAUUCAAAAUGAAAAUUUCACCAAACAGUUGUUAUUUAACAUGUUUACAUACGGAUGGCUCCAUAUCUUUAUGGAGAUUGCCAAAUUUAUUGAUACAAAGGAAAUGGAAAUUAUCAGAACAACCAGAUUUUAAUAUACCCAAUCCUUUGGGACAUGCAAAGUCAAAAAAAUAUCCACCAGGCAUUACUGAAUUUCAUCCAGUAGAUAUUGGCUGGUGGUCUGAAGAGGCAAUUAUAAUUGCAAGAUGUUCAGGACCUACUUCCGUAUGUUCUAUAAAAAAUCUGAAGAAUCUUUUAGGUACAUGCCCUGAAUUUUUAGCUGAACAACUACAAAUAUGUGAACUCGGUUCAAACCGAGGUUUGUUGUGUUUGGAUUGUGAAACAUAUGUAACAAGUAAAAAACGAAAUAGGGAAACCAAUGCAGAAAAUCAAACAUUAGAGGCCUCGUCGGAGAGUGAGGAGGAAACUGAUGAAUUGGAAGCAACCAAUAUAUUAAAUUAUACAACACAUUUAGUUCAAAGUACUUUAUACUCUAUUACAGACAUCGAAAGAUUUCAACCAAAAAGAAAGAAAUCUAAGGUAUUGUUUAGAACGUACAGAAUCCUGGGACUGAAAAGUACGACACCUGAAGAACUUUAUUCUCGUAAAAUUGAUAUAGAGGAAUAUGAAGAAGCAUUGGCUUUAGCCAAUACGUAUAAUUUAGAUACUGAUCUAGUGUAUCAAACGCAAUGGCGCAAGUCGGAAUUAUCUUUAAAUGCUAUUCAAGAACAUUUGAGUAAAGUCACCAAAAGAUCAUGGGUUCUAUGUGAGUGUAUUACGCGGGUUCCAGAUACUAUAGAAGCAGCAAGAGAACUGUUAAAUUUUGGUUUAAAAGGUGCUAAUGUAGCAACUUUAGUAGCAAUUGCAACCCAUGACAAUGGAAAGUUUGUAAUAGAUAACGCCGACGAAGAUUGGGGUGAAUUGGAUGAAGCCAGUAUUAGUUUACGGCAAAUACAGAAAAUGAAUCAGACACUUGAAAAAAUCGACAUAAAAAAUUUAUCCGAAGCUCAAAUGGACUUGAUUAGAUACAGAAGAAAACUAUUAGAUCACUUGGAUAAAUUACUUACAUAUGAAAUUAUUUUAAACUCCUCGUCAACGUACGAUAAAAAAUUUUAUGAAGAAUUCCGGCAGCUUUCGUCUAUCGAAAAUGCAAUUAGAUUUGCAAAGGAUGGAGAUUGUCGGGCAGUCGAAAUUAUGUUCACGUAUCACGGCAAAAGUCUUUUACCUCAUUGGCUAGCAAUCAUUAGCUUCUUUCCAGAAACAUUAAAUCCAUUAAAAUACAAGAAACUUCUACCGGAGUGUGAUAUUGAUGGACAAUUGUUUCUGCUCGAUCAAUGUGAAUUACGUCAGAUGGACUGGGCUGAGAAAGCGGAUUUUAAUGAGAUAAUUAAUUGGGAAAGCGAUGACAAGUCGCAAUUAAUUUAUGAAUACAACCCAUCACUAUCUACAUACAGAAACACAUUGCUUACACCAGAAUUAUUAAAAACAUGGUACGAAUCAAGAGCUUAUGAAAUUGAAAGAAAUAGUUGUAUGAUCGAUAACGCUCUGCAAUUAAUAAAGAUUGCUAAAGCUCACAAUAUUAACGGUUUAGAAAAAUUAUUAUUGGAUUUAGAGACGUCCGAUGAUCUCAUUUACAAAGUUUAUUUAGAAGAUUUAUCAUUAGAUCAGUUACAAAAAUUAUCUGAUUUGGAAAAAGUUAAACUGUUAAUGAGUAAGACUACCGAGAAGAGUUUUGUUGAAGAUAUAAAAAAUUUUUUAUUGCCAUUUAUAAAGAGACGACAUGCAUACAUGGGCGGUGAAUUAGAGAAACAUUUGUUCAGUGAUUAUUUAGUAUCCAUUAGUAAAGAUAAUUUAAAAUUAUCGGUCAAGCUUUUUGAGUAUUUGAAAAAAACUCGCGAUGGAGAGAUUUUUCAAAUGAUAGAUGAUAUUGCCACUUUGGCGUUAGACUGUAUAUACGCUUGCAAUGAUCCUGACAUGUACGAAAAAGCCAUGAGUAUUAUGGAUUCAAUCGCUAAAGAUCGUGAUGGGCGUAGAAAAAGUGCCGUGUGCUCUCUACUCGAAGAGCUUGAUAGAGAACUUGACUGUACAAGAAUUUUGGAUAAAUACGGCGUUAAGACAACGUUGCAUGAAUUGCGAAAGAAUAAAAGUAGCCCUGAAACUGUGGAGCAGCUAUUGAUCCAAAUGGCAAGAAAUUUAAACAAAAUAACUCCAUCCCCAGAUGAGAAACAAUGGGCUCAGUUAUUAAACGAAAUGUUAGAAAUUCAUGCUCUGUUUUUCAACUGUGUUGAUAUAAAUGUAGAAAUAUGUUUCGAGAUCUGUGUGUCAGCGCGUUUGGUCUCGGGUGUUAAAUCCAACAUACAGAAUUGCGCCGCUUUAAUCGAAACAUCGAAGAACGAACAGUCUUUGUUGAAAGUAUCCUACAAUAAAGCAGUAAAUUUAAUUUUAGAUGCCAGCAAAGAGUAUUUUAAUAGCUCGAAAUCGCUAACCGAUUCUAAUAUGGAAUUAGCUAAAGCUUGUCUUAACCUAAUUGUAGAUGAUAAUGCCCAAAUUAAAGAAGAAUAUGACCUCAUUAACUCACUUCAAAUUUUGAAUGAAUUCAACAUCGAUAUUUUACCGCUUCAAGUGCGAUUAAUGCAAGAUCGAUUAAAAUUGAUACAGGACUGUUUAAAUAAACGAGAAGAUGCCCAUAAAAGCCGGCAUAGAUUAUUAACGUUGGCGAGUUACUUACGAAUAGAAAAAAAUAAUAAGAGAACGCGAGAAGGAAAGGUCUUAGAAUUAAUUGCAAAAAAAGCGCUUGAGGUAAAAGACUUUAAUGUCUGUGCUGCUACGUGUCAGCAAUUAAUGCAAAAUAACUAUAUUCCUGCAUGGGCCGUCGCUUUAGAAUUAGGUUUUUGUGAAGAUUACGACGAUCUACAGAUUAGACAAAAAUGUUUAUGGUUCGCAAUAAAUAAUGGACCUAGCGAUGUGUUGAACAAAGCCUUGGAUCAGAUACAUCUAAUAGAAAUACAGAUCUUAAAUAAAAAUUUAGAAUUAUGGAUACCACCCGAUUCAUUAUUCGACGACUUGAAUGAUGGUGAUAGCGAAGACGAAUUUACUGAUGCAUUAACUACUCCACAAGUAGAAACUAAGGAAUUCGUGCCAAAAGUACUAGAGGCUUCUACUGAAAUAGUAAAAACUUCAGCGAACGUCGUGGAAUCGACGUUCGGUUUAAUAAGAAAUAUGGGUGACAGAAAUUUUUGGAAAUCUAAACUGAAAUAUAAUUUUUCGAAUAAUCAAGAUAACGAGCCUGGACACGAUGGUAAAGAACAUUGUACAGAAGAUUACGAUGUUCAAAGUUUCCCAUGUUUUUACGAAGACUUACAUAAAAAUUGUAGAAUUAGUAAUCUUGAUACAACGUACACAGCGUACUCUCAACCAGAUUUGGAGAACACACAGCUCAAAUGCUGUCGUGCUUUUUUAAGAAUAACAAUGUUAAGUGAGUCGUCUUGUUACGGAUUAGAAGUGAGUGAUAUAAAUCAUUUAUUUCUAGAGUGUGUAAAAUACACUAUACAACAAGACUGGUUACUAGGCAUGGCAUACUUGUUUAAUGUUAAAAAACAAUGCCUAGAAGAAGUGCAAAGUCUCCUAACAGAAUUACCAGAUACAGAAUUAUACAUUCAAACUGCGAUGUACUAUUAUGCUUUAAAAAUAUAUAGGAGUUUAAAUUUAGAUUUUGAAAACUUGUUUUUGUUCGAUCCCUCAAGUCUAAUAAGGGAAUCGAUGUCUAUAGCACAUAAGUGCAAAGAAUCUAACAUCUAUGAAGCAUUUAAGUAUUGGCAAAUGCGUUUAUUCGAAAAAUAUGGAAUAAAGAAGACAGAUUCUUUUCAGUCAAAUGAAGAGACCAUAGAUUACAGUUCAGAAAACUAUAAAAAAGAUGAAUUUGCUUCAGCAUCCAUUCAUGAAUCAGAUGUAACUAUUGAAAAUGAAGAUUCGCAACAUGGCAGAAAGAGUAAUUUGUCCGAAUCUAAUGAUAAAAAUGACCUAGAAUGGACGGAUGACUGGGGAAAUUUUUCAGAUGAAGAAAUAAUAGAUAAUGUCGAAAGCAAAAGAAAUAUUUUAGACGAAGAAUUGUAUACGGAAUACAAAAUUUCUGUUCUAAAAGAUAUUGGUGAAUGUGCAACAGAAAAAGAUCGUUUCGAAGUUUUUGAAAAAGUGUUCAACAAAAUACAAAAUAUUGAUCAUUUUUAUGAAGUAAAGAAACUGGUGUUACACUGGCCAAUAUUUGAAGAUUCUGAAUAUACGGGAAUCGACAAACAUCCAGUCUUAAGAAUGAUGAAAAUAGUUCAUGUUCAUGUUAAGGAAGGAUUUUUACAAGAAUAUAAAGAACUAAUAGGAGCACUGCCUUCAACAAAUAUACUCAAGGAAUUUUUGGACACGAGAGAAAUUCCACUUGAACAUAUAAUUUAUAUUCAACUGGAUUUGGAUAAUUUAGAAUUCCAUCAAGAGGCUGUGAACAUUCUAAAAGAAAAAUAUAAAGAAUUGAUUUUACCAUCACCAAUCCUGGAAAUGUUGUUUUUGAAAAAUUUAACAGCAUUUUUCGAUCCAAAUCACGAAGUAUAUAAUCGAAUCAUUGAGCACGUUUUUAUAAAUCGGUCUCUUACGAAUAUAAGAGAGAACGCAGAAAUUCUUGUACACGAACUGAAGAAAAGAAAACAUAUUUCUCAUGCAUUGUGCAUAAUUAGAUUGAUGGAAGAUAUACCACCAUCGUUAUGUACAUUUGAUACGUGUUACGAACUGCUUAUGAGAAAAUAAUUGAUAUACUAACUAGAGAAGAAUUCAAAUAUAGGAGAGGUUGCGAUUUAAUAUGUUGCAUAAAAUAAUUCUUUUUAUCAAAACUUGAAGAAUGGGAUAUUGGUAUGAAGCUUUUAAACUUGGUCCUAUGUAAAAACACAUUUUAAACUACAUGUACAUAUUAAUAAUUGUUACGGUGUAUUAUUUGU
Ceratina calcarata is the source of this 6119-nucleotide messenger RNA. RefSeq names its product neuroblastoma-amplified sequence. Gene Ontology annotation, cellular component: Dsl1/NZR complex. The record is from RefSeq and is a predicted model, not a curated record. The transcript is spliced from 14 exons. Gene Ontology annotation, molecular function: SNARE binding. Gene Ontology annotation, biological process: retrograde vesicle-mediated transport, Golgi to endoplasmic reticulum. Bases 16 to 5931 code for a protein of 1971 amino acids. Lineage: Eukaryota; Metazoa; Arthropoda; Insecta; Hymenoptera; Apidae.